This is a messenger RNA of Dioscorea cayenensis subsp. rotundata (Guinea yam), 1736 nucleotides long. RefSeq names its product magnesium/proton exchanger 1-like. Gene Ontology annotation, cellular component: membrane. Gene Ontology annotation, biological process: metal ion transport; transmembrane transport. NCBI's taxonomy places the organism in Eukaryota, Viridiplantae, Streptophyta, Magnoliopsida, Dioscoreales, Dioscoreaceae. The record is from RefSeq and is a predicted model, not a curated record.
GUCCCAGUCUAUUGUCCUGAAAGUGCCACAAUAUUCAGUCUCAAAUUGUAAAUAACCUUGUGUUGUAAUAUAUUAAAGAAUGGCAGAAGGCAAUACAGAUGAAGUUUCUUUGUAUGGAAGAUGUGAGAAUUACUUCCUAUUUGGUGGUGAAAUUUUUCUUUACAAUGGAUUGCGAGCUUUCUUGUAUCUUGCUGCCCUUGCCUAUUGUUUCAUUGGGUUGUCUUCUAUAACUGCUCGGUUUUUCAAAUAGAUGGAGAAUGUUGUUAAACAAACAAGGGAGGUUGUACAAAUUGAUCCCAUCACAAAUACAGAGGUGAUUAAACGGGUGAAGGUUUGGAACUAUGCAGUAGCAGACAUAGCUUUGCUGGCAUUUGGGACAAGCUUUCCACAAAUUUCCUUGGCCACUAUUGAUGCCAUCAGGAAUAUUGGUCAGCUGAAUGCCGGAGGUUUGGGACCUGGUACACUCGUAGGUUCUGCUGCAUUUGACCUCUUUCCUAUCCAUGCUGUAUGUGUGAUAAUCCCAAGAGCUGGUACUUUGAAGAAGAUAUCAGAUAUAGGUGUUUGGUUGGUAGGCCUCUUUUGGUCAUUUUGGGCUUAUGUUUGGCUCUACAUAAUACUAGAGGUAUGGACACCCAAUAUAAUUACUCUUUGGGAAGCCCUGCUCACAGUUCUGCAGUAUUUAUUGCUAUUAUUUCAUGCAUAUGCUCAAGACAAGCGCCUGCCAUACCUGUCAAUUCCCUUUGCAAGAAGUGAGAGGCCAGAGGAUUGGGUUCCAGAAGGUGAUAAUUCAUGUAAAGCUCGCAAUGCUGAACAUGACGAGUGCUGCAAGAUACUUGAUUUGAGUGAAGGACAUGGCAGCAACAUAGAUCAAGUCUAUGAAAAUUUACCAGACACUGACAUUUCAGAAGCAUCUGCAUCAGCAAGUGGCAAAAAGUACAUUGAAGAAGAUUUCAAUUUGUUCUCUGCAUGGGGACGCCAGUUUAUUGAUGCUGCACUGUUGGAAACCACUAAAUCGAAGAAAAUGAAUAGUUUCUGCUUCAGGAUAGCAAGAAUUCUCUGGCACUCAAUACUUGUACCAUGGAGAUUGCUGUUUGCUUUUGUUCCUCCUUAUCAAAUUGCUCAUGGAUGGAUUGCUUUUAUUUGCUCUCUUAUUUUCAUCAGUGGGAUAGCUUAUGUAGUGACUAAGCUAACUGAUCAAAUAAGCUGCGUCACAGGAGUAAAUCCUUAUGUUAUAGCAUUCACAGCACUAGCUAGCGGAACAUCAUGGCCCGAUCUAGUUGCAAGCAAGAUUGCUGCUGAGCGGCAAAUAACUGCAGAUUCUGCCAUUGCAAACAUCACAUGCAGCAAUUCGGUGAACAUUUAUAUCGGCAUUGGCAUUCCAUGGUUGAUAGACACAGUAUACAACUUUUUAAUGUAUAGCGAACCAUUGUACAUCGACAAUGCACAAGGCCUCAGCUUUUCUCUACUAGUAUUCUUUGCGACAUCGGUUGGCUGCAUUGCAGUAUUGGUACUCCGCCGUAUUAUUUUUGGCGCUGAGCUCGGUGGACCAAGGUUGUGGGCCUGGUUAACGGCGGUGUACUUCAUGCUUCUUUGGGUCGUCUUUGUCGUUCUUUCCUCACUCAAGGUCUCUGGCUUUAUCUAAAGUUUCAUUAUAUACAAAUGUAUCAGGCAUGAGCUCACAAGACAAGGUGGCCUAUUACAUGAUUUUUUUGAAAAGGAUUAAAUGCAUAUUUUUG